CGAGGCGUCCGCAUUGUUUCUGAAGGUAGUAUGGAGCAUUUCGCUCUGCACGAGAAGACGGGACAUUUAGUGACAGCGGCGAGGAUCGACAGAGAGCAGCUCUGCGAGGAAGUGCAGCACUGCGUGCUGCGAUGUGCGCUGAUAGUGGAGGGACAGAUGCAGGUUUACGGGAUCCAAGUGGAAAUCACGGACAUUAAUGACAACGCGCCCAGCUUUCGACAGGCAGAAAAAGAACUGAGAAUGAGCGAGAUGACAGCGCCAGGCUCGAGAUUUCCCCUCUCCGAGGCUCAUGACCCGGACUCGGGCCGGAAUUCUCUGCAGAGCUACGAGCUGAGCGGCGACGAGCACUUCUCGCUGGCCGUGCAGACGGGCCCCGGCGGCGAUCAGCGUCCCGAGCUGGUGCUGGCCAAGGCGCUGGACCGGGAGGAGGCGGCGUUUCACGAGCUGGUGCUGAGGGCGAGCGACGGCGGCGAUCCGGCACGGACGGGCACGGCUCGGAUCCGCGUGACGGUGCUGGACGCGAACGACAACGCGCCCGUGUUCAGCCAGGCCGAGUACACGGUGCGUGUGCCCGAGGACGUGCCCGUGGGCUCUGUCCUCGUCACUGUCACGGCCACGGACGCCGACGAGGGGUUGUAUGGACAGGUGAAAUAUUCGAUUCAGAAAAUCACAGAGAAAGCCUCCCAGACAUUCCAGCUGGACGACAACACGGGAGCGAUCACCCUGUUACAGGGCCUGGACUUUGAGGAUGGUGCUUCCUAUGAACUAGAGGUGCAGGCACACGAUGGGGGAGCUCUUUUUGACACGACAAAAGUCGUGGUCUGUGUGACAGAUGUUAACGACAAUGUGCCAGAUAUUUCGAUGCGGUCGGCACUGAGCGAAAUUUCAGAAGAUGCGCCGUCGGGAACAGUCGUGGCCCUUUUGCAUGUGCAGGACCGGGACUCGGGGGCUAACGGCGAGGUGCGCUGCUCGCUCGACGAGGGUAUCCCGUUUAGACUGGAGAAAUCUUUUGAGGACUACUACCGU
Onychostruthus taczanowskii (white-rumped snowfinch) is the source of this 1026-nucleotide messenger RNA. RefSeq names its product protocadherin gamma-A7-like. The record is from RefSeq and is a predicted model, not a curated record. Gene Ontology annotation, cellular component: plasma membrane. Gene Ontology annotation, molecular function: calcium ion binding. Gene Ontology annotation, biological process: homophilic cell-cell adhesion. The annotation marks the transcript as partial. The transcript has a single exon. NCBI's taxonomy places the organism in Eukaryota, Metazoa, Chordata, Aves, Passeriformes, Passeridae.